AUGUCAUCUUCUACCCAAGAUGUUUAUGAUGAGUUUGGCAGACCAACAGUCCUUUCUGCCAUGGACGGAUUCAAUGGUCAGUAUGCUACAUAUACCGUAGGAGUUAUACAGGCCUAAUAGCACUUUUCAUAGAUAACAUCAAAAGUUAUUGUAUGAGAGCCAUUAAUGCUAUAGAGGGUGUCAGAAAAAGCUGCAUUGCCCAAUGUACAGUUCUGCAAAUUGCAGGAUGAACCAAAAACAAAACACAAAAAAGGAAAGCAUGAAUUACUUAUUGAUUGAGUUAGAUCAAGUCAAAUUUGAAAGAAAAAAAAAUUGGCUCUUGGUCGAGACCCACACUUUGAGAAAGUGAAUAAUGAAGGUCGGGGUUCAAGACCUAAGCCAGCCCUAUUGUGUUCUUAACCCUUUAACUCUGGGCAGAAGUAAUUUACUUGUAACUUCUCCCUAUAAUAUCCAUACAUUACCCAGCCAACAGGUAAUGAGAAUAUUAAGACUUAUCAGGCAGUUGUUAUCUUGAUCUAACACCAAAUUCUCAUAACUUGUUUACAAGGAAAUGUGUAGCAGUUAGAGGGGAGAAUACAUGUAAUCAUUGGAUCUUUGGAGUCAAAGGAUUGAGCCACACACUUUAUUCUCAAUGACAAUAUCUCUUUCUCCCCCAUGCCACAUUGGUUUGAAGGGUGAAUAAUUAAUGCUAUUCAACAGAUAAAUUGCUAUCCAGCAAAUUGGUUUUAACAAAAUGAUGGGUAUUGCUAUCCGCUGGAUAGAGAUUUAUAUCCUCAUACCCAUCAUUUGAACAAUUAAGUUCAGGAGUGUAAAUGGAUGGUGGCAAAUUGUCAGAGAAGCAGCAUUUGUACAAAUGGAUUGGCAUUGGGCUGGAGGAGAGUAUUGAGGUUCCUCCUUGCAUAGCCAUAUAACUUGGCUAAGGUCCCAUAGGAUGGUGUAUUCAGCUUGUAAAGGGGUUAAGUUUUUAAAGAAACUGAUGCUGUAUUGGUGGAAGAGUGCAACAGGGUAAUUUGGUAUCAUCAACUGAGUUGAUAAUCUUAAUUGGCCACCAAAAAGUGUUUCAAAGCUGACGUUAGAAGCAUUUGCCCUUCUUCAGAGCAAAGGUUGUCAGCUUGUAAGCUGACUUUAUCCAAAGACUUACACCCAUCAACUAUUAAAAUCUGUUUUUAGGAACUCUUUUUGCGUAUGGGCAGACAUCAUCUGGGAAGACUCAUACCAUGAUGGGAGAUGGAAAGUACAAAGGAGUCAUCCCCAAAGCUAUUGGGGAAAUUUUUGACUAUAUUGAAAAGGUACUGUAUUCUGUGUUUAACCUGCCAACCAUUAAGUGAAUUUUUUUAAAAAAUGCUGUGAUCCAAUAGGUUCCUCUCCAAUGUGGUUACCAUUCAUUUUCUUUUCAAACAGCUGAGGAAAUCUGGUGCUAUGUACAGUAGUCAAGACAUUCUCCUUUAAGUUGAAGUAAUUAUGUAUUGAUCAUCUCUUCUCUGGGUGAUGUGCUUACUGAGAGAUACAAACUAAGUUAUUUUUGAUCAACAAAACUCUAGUUACAGUAGCCUACUGAAUAUGAUUAUGAAAUUGAAGUAAGUAGGGUACAUUUCUAACAGAACUGUGAUGUUGCAUUGGUGGGGGGUGGGGGAUGGGGUAUUAUGAGACAAUUUAGUUUUAAUUUAUCAACUGAGUUGAUAAUUUAAAUUUACCAGUUUAGAGUUUCUAAAAAUGAUGUCUUGAGUGUUAGCCCUUCUUCGAAACUGAGAGCUAAUAGCAUAACACUGUAGGGCUUGAAACACCAACUUUACAAACUCUUUAUGAUGGCCUGUUACAUGUACAUUACCAUUAAGUAUAUGAAAUUGAAGACAAGUGUUGUUUAUGUUCAUUCUGUUGCAUUGAAAGUUAAAUUUAAAGAAAGGAAAGGAGACAAGGGUUUCAAAAAUUAAUGUUUUGAAGUAGUCAUCAGACUCUACAAAAGUAGGUGCCUAGGUAAUUUUUUGACCAAAGUAACUGAUGACAUGUUAUCAGGUAGCGGGCCAAACUCUGGCUGUUGCCAGCUUGUUUUGAAACCCCUGAGGAGAGAGUUAAGGUGGCGGGGUAAUCAUUUUUCUCUUUUCAAUUAUUUAAUAUUAGUCUAUUGACAUCCUAUUUUAUUUAUUUAUUAUUGUUAUCUUAUUUUUUUUUUUAUUUUUUACAGAAUCCUUCUAGAGAAUUUUUAAUACGAGUUUCAUACAUAGAGAUCUACAAUGAGGUAACUACAUAAUAAUACACUGUUGAUGAUACUUCAUAAUCGUACAAAUAAAAUUUGAAAGGCAUACAAACAGUCAAUAAAUCAGUUUGAAUUGCACUUUCUACUGUCACUCCUGGCAAACUAUAAAUUUAAUAGAGAUAAUAAGAGUUUACCCACCUGUAAACAAGUUUAAUUGCCUUUUUACUACUUGAUGUUCGUUAUUUGAUAAUUGAAAGAACAGUACAUGCUCUGCUGGGAUUUUUAUACAAAUCUCAGCUUGAUUCAUAAUUUAAGAUAAUGCUCAUUGACUACUGCAAUUAUGGAGACUACUGAUGGCCAAACUUGUUUCACGCAUGGUCAGAUCAUUUGACAUCUUCCCCCCACAAUGCCUUGCUUCAAUCCGAAGGGGGUAACUACCAGUCCAUUCAAAUGUAGAGGUCUGGCAAGACUUAGGAGUUCUUGUACCAGAGAGAGAGAGAGAAAAAGAGUUUGUCAGAUUUUUGUCCUUUGUUCAACUUUGUUUAUUUAUGUCAUUUAUUUAUCUAUUUAUCAGGACAUAAAAGAUCUGCUGAAUCCUGCGAAAACUAAUCUCAAAAUACAUGAAAAUGCUCAGGUAGGAUGACGAAAUCCCUGGAAGAAAAAAAAAAUUAAUAAUAAUAAAUUAAAAUGAAUAAAAAUGAAGAAAGUUUUGUUGUGUACAGUAAGUAGCAUAUGUACAUUGAUGACCGUGCUUCACCUCGGAAAUAAAUAGAAUCUGAUUUGAAUGGCAUCAAAUGAAUUGCAUAUAAAGGAUUGACUGUUGACGUUUGCGGGCCUUUAGAUCUCAAAGCGUUUCGCGAAACUAGCUCGUGAAAAUUGUGUUAGCUAGCGCCGUCGAUUCACCAGCGAUAGACUAAAAAUUUAAGAGAAACUUUCAAACGUUAUUUCAAAUGGCAAAUUUGUAAUUUUUAGCUUAAUACACCUUUACUCAUUAGUCAUUGUGUACCAAAAACGCGAAACGUUAAUCGAGUGUUUGUGGAUCGGAAAAAGUCUUAAAACGUUACAACCCGCCAUCUUGGGAUUGAAGGAGAGUUCGAGGAGAGACUGGGUUAAGGGAAACCAAGUUAUUGUUUGCCCAAUAAUAUAGUAGGAAACUGUUUUUAAAAAAUUAAUCCGUUGCUUUUGUUUUUUAGAAACAAGUAUACGUUGGUGAUCUGACAGAGGAGGUGGUAUCCUGUAGCGAAGAUGUCUUCAAACACAUGAUGCGAGGAGAGAGUAAGUAAAUAUCGCAUUUACUCCAGAAAGUUCUCGUAAGCAAAGGUCAUUUUAACCAUUUAACUCCCAGAAGUGAUUAAAAUGUAACUUCUCCCCAUGAAAUUUAUAUUAUCCAGCAACGCAGGUAAUGAGAAUAGCCAAACUGAUCUUUGACCCACUUUUCUUCUUUGAAAAAUUGCCUCCUCAAAGUGACUAAUUUGUUAACACUUAACAAAGAUUAAGCUUAGAUAUAAAGAACGACUUGAGGCUCUAACGCCGUCCUUUGAUUGACACCCGAAGGUGCAAUUAUACAGCCGUUUACCUGCAGGAUCGACCAUCUGAACGCAGUGAAUUUUAAUAAAAUGGUGUUUAAGAAUCCUUAAUUUAUUUAUCUAUUUGCAUUUUUUUUCCGUAGAAAAUCGACAUUUUGGUGUUACUAAUAUGAACGACCGCAGCAGCAGAAGUCAUACAAUUUUUCGGGUGGUAAGUUUGCACUUGUCACCGUCCCGCUAAACACACAUAAGUAAAUAUCAAAAAUAAUUUCUGUGCCCUCACCAAACUCGCUUCAUUAAAGACAAUUCUUUACUUCAGCUAGUGAUUUCAUACGGCUACCGCAGGCACAAUGAGUAGCAAAAGUAGUUACCGUGCCUUCUCUCAGUGAAGUGUUAUUAUUUUGCGUUAUUUUAUGUUCAAGGUUAUUGAGAGCCGUGAAAUGAUGGACGAAAGCAAGACUCCUGAUACAAUAGACGGCGCAGUUCGAGUAGCACAUUUGGUAAACAAAUAACUCUUAGUCUAAGUAAUAAUAUGAUUUCGAGUGCAGUUGGGUGUUAAAAGAACGAGGAAAUAUUUCAAAGUCAACAAAAUUGCACGUGCCCGUUAGGCAGCUGCAAUUUGCAGUCUUUAUUUACACCAAAUUGCUAGAGAAAUCAUUUUCUUUCUUAUUUAAAAUCUACCUUUAAAAAAAACAUCACAGUGGGUCCAGAUUGACGGAAUUUUGGAAGUUUGCGUGCGCUAAUUGUAAUUUGCACUCGUGUUCCAACUUUGCACUUGUGUUACAUGAGAUUGCACUCUGCCGAUCAAAAGCGCGUAAUUUUUCCAUAGACAUUAUUACAUACGUAAUCAGCAUUUCUUCAUGUUUCAAUUUACACAUUGCAAGUUAGACAAACUGGUAAUUUUAUGAGGUAAAAAGAUCUUAAUUUUGGUAAAUUUGUAAUGUGUUCUUUUUUAAUAAAUGAAAACGUAAUUUGCUGCACUUGCUUCCUAUUAAGACCAAUGUGAAAGAUCGUGAAAUUUACACUUACGAUAUCUACUUUAAAAACUUUUUUCUUUCAUUUUAUAACGACCAAGUAGCGGUGGGUCUAGAUAAACAGAGUCUAAUUGAAUUUUUGUUAAUGCUUACUCUCGAGGUCGAGCUUCACCCCCGCCUCAACUCUCUUCCCAUUCUGUUUCCUUGAUCUUACUUCCUUACCCACUUUGUAACAUCCACCUGUGUUUGUUUCUUCUUUUUCAGAACCUGGUUGACUUAGCAGGCUCAGAAAGAGCAUCGCAAACUGGAGCUUUUGGUUAGCUCAUAUUUGUCUUUGUCGUUGAUGUUGUCGCUAUUGUCCAAUGAUUUGUCAGAUUUUUGUCUUCAGUUGAACUUUAUUCAUCAACUUAUUUAUUUAGUUAUGUGAUUUCAAGUUUGCCUUAACUUCAAAGCAAUGUUGUUUGAAUUUCUCAGGUCAAAGAUUGAAAGAAGGCGGGCACAUAAACAAGAGUCUUCUGGCCCUGGGCUCUGUUAUAGCCAAGCUAAGUGAAGGAGAAAGGUAAGAAUAUUUCAUCCAGCCUGAUAGAACGCGUUUUACUCCUUAGAGUGACCAGCAUCAAAUUCUUCCCUACAGGAUCACCUCUGAAUCAAACAUUAAGGUAACGAGAAUAAAGGAAAUGGUCCCCAACUAAGAGAAACUCUUGAUUUUUAAACAAAUUCUCCUUGUCAGCACCUUAGGAAAUGCAUAGAGAACAGUAUAGAGAAUAUAAACAAUGAUGUUAGGGUGUAAAGGGUUAAGUGAGUGUCGCACUGGUUAGUACCCAGUUUCUGUCGGUUCGAACCAGUCCAAUCAUUCAGUGACGUUCAAAAUUCCGGUUAACAGAUGUCGGUUAUUGCGCACGACAAGUGAGUAUCUGUAAAUUACAAAUAAAGUUCUGUGGCGUCUAUUUGUGAACAUCUUAACAAUGACAGAUAACCUAAUAACCUAGCGCAAAGUAAGUGUGAUCUUUUUAAUAGAUCAGUCUAAUGUUCAUACUUGUGACUUUCUAAACGAUAAUAGCUAAUUAGCAUAGUGAGUGUGAAUUUUUCAAUCCCUUUGUUCCUGACGGUACUAAGGAACCGACUCAAAUUUAAACACACCUGGCGUGAAAAAGAAUACUUUGUUAGUAAGGUUACGAAACGGCUAAACUGACUGGAUGACUGUAAAAAUAUGAAAUUCAUAUAUGUGAACUGCGGACAAAGAAACGAAUAUGGAAGCGAUCUUCGCUGUUAUGAUCACUACCUAAGCAGUACUGAAAAUAUGGCCCGAAAAAAAUUCAGGCUGACUAGGUACGAAUGAUCUUAGCUAGGUACGAAACUUCCGUGGGUACAAAACAACUGAUAACCAAGCAAAUGACCUCGAUGGCAAGCAAAUACGAGUGAUUAUGUUGCGAUUUGUAUCAGUUUUAAAUCUGACAAAAGCGUCAGGAUAUUGACGGCUCCAGUCCGUUUUGAACAGGAUAUUAACUAUCCAGGGUCUCUACUAAUAACAAACCUGUUUCUCGGCAGUUUUAUACCAUUCCGGGAUUCAAAGCUAACCCGAAUAUUACAGUCGUCGCUCGGAGGAAAUGCAAAGACCUCCAUGCUAUGUACGAUCACUCCAGCGGCGAUUGAAGAGUCAAUUAGUACUUUAAAGGUAACUGUCCGGCUGCUAAUGUAACUUCUUGCACACGCGCACUCAGUUUAGAAACUGUUGUAGUGUGUCCCACAUGGAAUGCAAGUGAGGGAGUCAGUUAUUCCGAAGUGGAUCUUUAGUGCAUGACAUACAACAGGCAAUAUUACCACCUCUAAGAGUCUGGGAAGAUUUCUUGAUUACUGAAUUUCCCUUCGGUCCGCGUCUUAGACAGGUAAUCCUCUUACAACGAUUUCCUUCAUGUUUCAGUUUGCCAGCCGAGCGAAAACCAUCAAAAACUGUCCAGAAGUUAACGAGGUAAAUAUGCGGGAAUUGUUCCCUCUCUAACUCCCGAUUAAGAUAUUUAUCUUUCUAACGGUCUCCGUCCGUCUUUCUAUCUAUCCAAUCUACCAUCUAUCAAUCUCGGCGUUAGCUUGGAAGUAGGCUCUCGUGAGCGCUGCGACGCGAGUGGCGAGGCCGCGCAUUUUGAGCCGGAGAUCGAUGUGAGUGCGUUAGAUGUCCGCCAGAGUCCUGGCUCAAUUUUAGUGUCAGACAUCUCGUGACCUCGUUACCCGUGCCGCAGCACUAAUAGGAACUAAUCGCACGCUAUCUUUGAGAUCAUUCUUUUUUUAAAUGUAUACCGCGACAUGUCCCAUUUCAUAUAGUUUUAUCUUCAUGGUUUCUAAAUUUAAAAAUUUCUUCGCUACUUUAGAUUCUACUCCUAACGUAAAUCAUGAAAUGAGACAAUAGCCAUCUGUAACAGUUGUUCCAUAAUCUUUUAAGGUACUUGAUGAUGGAACACUUCUAAAGCGUUACAGAAAGGAAAUUCGUGAGCUUAAACAACAGCUUGUCGAGGUAAGACGCGUCUGUGAAGGAACUAUAGUUUAUAGUUGUAUCUGUAUCCUGCAGAGCGUAUUUCGGUUGAAUACCCUUCAUCUAAAACCAAGGUAAUCACCGAGGCUGAUGUGAAAGGAAGAGAAAUACUAUAAGCAGUCAAUACGAAAACAAAUUUAGAAGAAGGAAACUGCCUGAGCAUUAAGAUAAGAAUCUGAUUGGUUGUGACGGUGGUGUGAGUUUUCUCGACCAAUCACAGAGCGGAGUUCAACAUAUGCAAACCUAGAUUACCCAGUAGUCUCAGUUGAAAAUUCUUCAACACACUUCUGUACCGUGCAGUAUGUUAACACUUAAAUUUGAAUAUUUACAUUUUUUAUUUACAGAUGAGCAGCAGUUCGCAUGUACAAGAGCUACUACUCGAAAAAGAAAAAGUGAACGAGGUAACGAAUGAUGGGGUUUUUGUGUGUUUGACCAAAACUGGGAACGCUAAUUAAAAUGUUGAAAAAGAAACAAAUCCGAAAAUGUUAUUAAUCCUUGACACUCUAACAUCAGUAUGCAUAUUCUCUACACUGUUUUCUAUACAUUUACUAAGGUGCUGAUAAGGAGAAUUUGUUUCACAAUCAAGAGCUCCCUUAGUUGGUGAUCAUUUCCUUCAUUCUUGUGACCCUAGUGUGUGAUUCAGGGGUGAUAUUGUAAGGAGAAAUUUGAUUGUGGUCACUCUCAGGGAUCAGAGGGUUACUUCACUUUUUUCUCGUUUUCUUUUCAGAUGGAAGAAAUGUUGGAGCAGCAACGGCGACAACAGGUACGAGAAAUGCUGAUAGCAUUUUUUGUGUGUGUUUGUAUUUGCUGGAGAACAUGAAAAGAUGAGGUCUUACUCCGGUGACAAGCGGAGAGCUGACCUUGGACGCUAAGGCUAGUGGAAGUGCAUAAUUAAUAUGAACAACUACUCAACCCAGUUAUACAAAUAUCCUUGUUAUAUGAACCCCACAAUAACAACACCCCUGAGUUUUUAGGCUGCGCGCGAGAGCGACGACGUAAUCGGCUCUCUCGUCUAGCUUUGGGUGCGCUCUUCCUCUGCAGAUGUGGUCUAGGCAACUAAACUGGCUCCAGGGUAGAAAUUUCUAACGAAGUGCUGUAACCCAUCAGGCUUUACGAUAUCGCAACGAGAGAAAGAAAGAACAAGCUAUUUCAGUCCACACAGUCUUACUUGUUGUUGCCUUUUUGCAGAACGAACAAGAAGAAAAGAUAAAAAGGUUGUGCAAUAUGAUUUGCACUGCUGGCGGAGAGACUGGGAAUAACCGAAGUAAACAAAAAUUGGCAAAGGUUAGUAAAUGUUUUGGGUUUCGUUACUCGUGUAAUUCUAGCUUACGAUCACCUCGCGGAUCGUGGCCAAUUUUAAGGGCUCAGACCACUGACGGUUCUCUUCUCAUCACGUCCACCUACAGAGGCGUGAAACCUGGUGUCCAGGGGCUGGUCUUUCAAAGGCUCCGCUGGCCUCUACUGUUUUUAGUUCAGUGAAAAGUCGACUGCAAAGAAUCCCGUCGAGUCCCAGUAGCGACGAGAGUGAGUUUGGCGAGAUGGCAAAAGAUAUGUUCCUAUCGACGUUAGAGGAGGAAGAGGACAUAAAAUCUUCAGAAAGCGGGAAAAAACGGGUUGUUUUUGCAAGUCCUGCGGGGAAAAGGUUAGUUUCUAUUAAUCCUGAUCGCUAACGUAAUUGAGGGGGAUGGUUUCUUUCUUUGACACCCACUUGAAGUUCCAGCAGAAUAGCAAAAUGAAAGAGCCAAGCAAUAAAUGGACUUACAUGCCAUCAAAACGAAAUCUAGAGAGACGGGCUUAUCUAAGGGUUCUUUCUCACAAACCUGGAUCAAAAUGUUCCAGUUCGGGUCCCCUCCUUAGCUGGAUUAAGAGGGGUAAGUUUCUAAAGGAACUGUGGUGUUUUUCGAUGAGGGAGUAUAACAAGACAAUUUUGGUGAUCUCGCGAUACCCAACUUCGAAAUCUUGCGGCUGUAAGCUCAUUCUUCUUGGUAUUUGAUCCGGUCUGAAUAUAGAGCACAGAAGAGUAGUCUGGCCUUGUUUCCGACUUUUUCUACUUGCCCUGAGUCUAGCGUGUUAACAGUUAGUCCGCCGCGACUGUCGCCUAUAUGCUUACUCAAUUAGCCUGUUUUAUAACCUUUCCAUUCUACUGAAAAGGUGAAGAUAAGUAAAAGAUUAUACAGCAGCACCUUGAAAUUGUUACCAACAUAAAUAUCUCUUUCUUGCAAACAAUAAGGUGUUUAUCCUCCAUAACGGAUGUGAGACAACAGGAACACAAGGAGAUGCAGACUGAAGUAAGAGAGAAACAUUUUGUUAAGUAUUGUAAAAAACCCUCUCAGUUAUCUAAAUGUGUCAUCUCCAAGGCGGUGGUAUUGAUGUUAGGCUGUGUUUGACGCUAUUAAUCUUGAAGUGUGAAAUUUUGUGACGUUUGCGCUAAAUAAGGUUAGAGAACAAUCUUGAGUUCAAUGAAUAGAUAUGGAGGGCUCUAAGCUUUUUUAAGAUCAUUUGAUCCCCCCUCCCAGCCUUGUUUGGUUUUGUCACGCAACUUGUUCUUCUCAAGAAGAUAGAGUAUUGCAUGACGGCGACACGGCUGUAAUGGGGACUGUAGCUUACCAGACCUGGAUAUGUGAAGAAAAACAUGACCAGCAUUCAAAAAAAAGUGUCGUAGAGGUUUGAGAACUGCCCUAUGAUUACAGUGCUACGUUAUAGAUGGCUUUUUUUAGUCCAAAAAGAGGUCACGAUUGUCUUUUUAACGCUUAAAUCCUGAUUUUCUACAUGUUCAACAUGUAGUUUCCUCAGUCCAGUCCAGACCAGCCCCGCCCAGCUCUUUGGAGGGAUCUUCUGACAGCGAGGUCGGAUGACUUGAGAUUCGAAUCAACGUUGUUGCUUGCGUUGUUUUUCUAUUUCCCCGUUCUCGAGACAUAAGGAAGAUGUACCCUUAAUUAAAAAUAACCAGUUCUGAUUAUUACAUUUUAGCCUGACCAAAAUUGCAUGGAAAUGGAACGUGAAGUAAAAAGGCUGCGGUCAGAUCUUCACGAGGCGAUCGAAACCCGAGACUUUUACAACGUAAGUAUGUCCUUUAAUGGAAUUGUAACUGCUGUGCCUUGUCAUAUUUACCUUGUUGUCCGUUUACAUUUCAACAGGAGCUGUUGGAAGAGAGUAAUGCGUUGUUAGAAAAAAUGUCAACGGAGAAUGGCCGAAACGAUACCCCUACGGUAUGAUUGUUGUUGUUUGUUUGUUUGUUUGCUUGCUGAGUAUUUUGUUUUUGUUUAUUCUUUUGCGAAGACCUUGCGUUUAGAAAACAGCUCUUUAUUUCUCUACUUCCCGGUUAUUUCACACUAUUAUCAGUCUCGAGAGAAAAUGUGCGAAUUAGAUAAGAAAAUACAAAUUAAAAUUUACCGGCAGUUCACUUUUUUGAAAUGAGGUUUCGUGUUCGGCUCUCUAACAAGCAGUCUAACUACAAAUCGGCUUUAAGGACCGAGAGGCAAGCAUUAAGAUAGACAAACAGAACGAUACACAGGUAAACACAGAGCGCGCAGAGAGUCCCGGGUACUAAUGCCGAACGGUUCGAAGUCGAGAGAUUAGAAGACAAAUAUUGAGCUGAGAAGAUUGUCAUGAAAAUAGUCAUGGGCCCCGUCAGAGAUCUCGUAUAUUGUCUCGUGGAAAACUGUUAGACCCUUGUCGAAAGUGUGAAACAAAGUUAUAAAUUGGUAAUGCAUUCGUAGCUGAUAAAUCAUUUUUGUUUGUUUGUCUGAUCAGACUCAGAUGUCAAUGUUAAAGACGCUAGAUCAACUGAGGGCUAAGAACAAAGGUAAAUUUUUGCCGUGACUGGAAUGCCUUCUUAAAACUAUCGAUUACAUCCAUUGCGUAGUUCUUCUCUGUUCGAUUGACUGACUGAACCAUUUGUUAUUUGAUUGACUGAACUCAACAGAGCUACAAGCUGAGUUUGACAGCGUCAAAGCAGGAAAAGAGGCUCUCGCCGCCAGAGUUGAAGAGCUUGAAAAUGCAGGGACAUGUAACACUGCCACUCAAAUGAAAGCAGAUUCCUUACAAAUGGCAUUAGAGGAGAGUGAGAGAGAGAGGAACCGACUUCAUCAAGAUCUGAAAGAGUUGCAAAAGGUGUGCACUAGUCUUGAAAGCGAUGUGGCUCGAUUACAGAAUAAAAUUGCCAACGCUAGGCAAGAAGAUAUUCAGUCUGAGGAGGAAAAGUCUUCUUGUCAGCAAGAGGCAUCGGAGAAGAUAAGACAGCUAGAGCUUCAAAUAGAAGAAAUGGAAGAACGGUUAUCUGGUGUAAAUGAGCAGGAAGGAAGACUAACGGAGGCCAUUGACGAAAAGGUUCAGUUGGAAGAAAGCAAGAAACUGGAAAUUUCUUGCUUAGAAGAAGCACUCGAUGAGAUGACAAAAGUAAAAGGACAACUGGAACAAUCCUUGCAAAUGUGGAAAGACAAGUGUGCCAGUCUAGAAACAAAUGCGGCUCUUUGUGAAAAGGAAAAGUUCUGCCUUGAGGAGAAAAUGAUGUUUGCCAAGGAAGAAGCUUCUGAGAAGAUCAAGAAACUUGAGGAACAAGUGAGAGAAAUGGUGGAAAGAAUAGCUAGUGUAGAUGAACAAGAAGGGAUGCUGACAGAGGUGAUUGAACAGAAGUUACAGCUAGAGGAGAACCACAAUGUUGAAAUGACAUCUCUUAAAACGGCUCUUACUGGCUUAGAGGAAUCAUUAGAUGAAGUAACAAAGGAAAAAGGAAGAUCUGAAGAAGCCUUACAACAGUGGAAAGACAAAUGUGCUCGUCUCGAAACCAAUGAAGCUCGUUAUGAAGAGGAGAAGCUUCGCCUUGAGGAGAGGAUGGCGUUUGCCGGGGAAGAAGCCUCAGAGAAGAUCAGGAAACUUGAAGAUCAGGUAAAAGAAAUGAAGGAAAGGCUAGCGAGUGUAGAUGAACGAAAAGAGAUGCUGACAGAGGUUACUGAACAGAAGCUACAGCUAGAGGAGAAUCACAACGUUAAAAUGACAUCUCUUAAAACGGCUCUUGCUGGCUUAGAAGAAUCACUAGAUGAAGUUACAAAGGAAAAAGGAAGACUGGAAGAAGCCUUACAACAAUGGAAAGAUAAGUGUGCUAGUCACGAAACCAAUGCAGCUCUCUAUGAAGAGGAGAAGCUUCGCCUUGAGGAGAGGAUGGUGUUUGCCGGAGAAGAAGCCUCGGAGAAGAUCAGGAAACUUGAAGAUCAGGUGAAAGGGAUGGAGGAAAGGCUGACGAGUGUAUACGAACAAGAAGGGAUGCUGACAGAGGUGACUGAACAGAAGUCACAACAAGUGGAGAACCACGAAGUUGAAAUGACGUCUCUUAAAACGUCUCUUACUUUCUUAGAAGAAUCACUAGAUGAAGUUACAAAGGAGAAAGGAAGACUGGAAGAAGCCUUACAACAAUGGAAAGAUAAGUGUGCUAGUCUCGAAACCAAUGCAGCUCUCUAUGAAGAGGAAAAGCUUCGCCUUGAGGAGAGGAUGGCGUUUGCCGGAGAAGAAGCCUCGGAGAAGAUCAGGAAACUUGAAAAUAAGGUGAAAGGGAUGGAGGAAAGGCUGACGAGUGUAGACGAACAAGAAGGGAUGCUGACAGAGGUGACUGAACAGAGGUCACAACAAGUGGAGAACCACGAAGUUGAAAUGACGUCUCUUAAAACGUCUCUUACUUCCUUAGAAGAAUCACUAGAUGAAGUUAAAAAAGAGAAAGGAAGACUGGAGGAAGCCUUACAAAAGUGGAAAGACAAGUGUGCUGGUCUCGAAACCAAUGCAGCUCUCUAUGAAGAGGAGAAGCUUCGCCUUGAGGAGAGGAUGUUGUUUGCCGAAGAAGAAGCCUCAGAGAAGAUCAGAAAACUUGAAGAUCAGAUGAAAGAGAUGGAGGAAAGGCUAGCGAGCGUAGAUGAACAAGAAGGGAUGCUGACAGAGGUGAUUGAACAGAAGUCACAGCUAGUAGAGAGUCAUGAACAGGAAGAAACAUCUCCUAAAAUGGCACAGGAGGAGAUCUCUGAAGAAAAAGAAAGUUUAGAACCGUGGAAGGAAAGGUGCAGCACUCUCGAGAGCGACAUGACGGGGCUCCAGGAUGAGAUGGCUUGUGUAAAAAUGGAGAGACCGGAGGAAAGCCUGUCUAGCGUCAAAGCGGAUGCUUCCGUGAAGAUGAAAGAACUGGAGAUUGAGCUGGAAACGUUGAAAGGAAAAUUGAGCGAUGAGGAUCAGAAUGAACGAAUGUUGGCAGAAGUAAACGAGCAAAAAGGGAACUUAGAAGAAAUCGUUGCACGAUUAGAAACAGAACUGGCUCAAAGAAAAUAUUUGAACGAAGAGAAAUGUAACAUUGAAGCGCUCUUUAAACAAUUCAAGGAAGAAAAGGAAGCGGAAAUUAUGGAACUGAAGAAAGAGAUACAAGGACUUCAGGAUCAGCGGAAUAUAAGUUCAUACGGUGUCGAAGAAAAAGACAUGAUGAUGGAGCAAAUGAUUGACCAAAAACGGGAAAUGGAAGCUAAAAUGGUAAGCUCUUGAGUUAUUUCGGUUUGUUAGUCCUGUUGUUGAUUGUUCGAGAUCUGGAAAGGUAUGCUCUUGAAGAGCCAAUUCUAAUCCCAGAUAUCAUUUUCAAUUCUUUUCCAAAACAUUUAUGUGUCUUGGAGUAAAUCAAAAAGGAGAUGAAGUUGCACUCGCCAUAGCUAGCGAGCGUGAGUGGUCCGAUAAGCUUAAACUGAGGACAGUGGCAGUCGUAUGGUAACAAACGAAGAUGAAAAUCAGUAGUAAUUAUUAUCUGCGAUAAGGCCUUUGGACAGUGCCACAUACAUGCAAUGCUUGAUUUUAUUUCUUUCUCGAUGUUAACUCCACUUUUCUUGGUACUAAACACAAGUUUUAAAAAGGAUACCCUUCCAGACGAAUCUUUGGGUUCCUUUCUUUUCUGCUCUGCGCUGAAUAGACCAAUCCCUGCAUACAACUGCACAAAUUCUCUGUCGCAUUGUAAUCCAUAGAAGGAGAAUAGAAAAUACGUAUUGCUAGUUUUUUUCAGACCUAUUGCCAUUACAGAUGAAAAACAUUGCCCAUGUGUAAGACUUGUUAAGAUGGACGGCAUAUGACCAGAUACGAGACUAAUUUAAGAUGUAAUGUACUGCGCACGUCUGAAAUCGGUUUAAACGUUUCCACUUUCUGUCUGUUUAGUGAAAGGUGAAAUUUUUUCUUUAUUUUAGUGUGAUCUUCAAAUGCAGCUCGACAACGUAAAUAACGAAAAGGAAGAGUAUGAACAAAUGUUAAAUAAGUAAGUGUUAUCUAAGCAGGAUUACUUGUUGAUUUUGAUUUGCUUUUGUUUGUUUGUCUGUUUCCCACAGUUAUUAAACAAGUGGAAAAAGCUGAAUGAAUUUUUUGUCGUUGCCGUUAUCUCUGCUUAAAUGCUCCGUAUUCGACUUUCAUUUUACUUCGAACUAAAUGCUUCAAAUAGUGCUCAUCCCUUAUAUACGAGCAAACAUCUCUGGCACAAUUUUUAAUUGUUUGGAUUUUGUGUUAUUUCCGUUAUUAUUAUUAUUAUUAUUAUUAUUAUUAUUGUUAUUAUUAUUAUUAUUAUCAUCAUCAUCAUUAUUAUUUGGAUUUUGUGUUAUUUCCGUUAGGGUCAGGAAAGAAAAAGAUGAGAUUAGAAACGAUUUAUCAGAGUCCAUUUCUGAUGUAAGUAAUAAGAUAUCUUUCAUUUAAUUCUCUUUGUUUGUCAUUGGAUUUUCGUCUUUGCCUUUGCUUUUUUCGUUGUUUUCUUGAAGCAUUUAUUUAGACAAUUUUUUUUUCAAACACUGGAUACGCACGGGUCAGAUUGUCCUCUGACUCAAGAUGCUGGAUCAAGAGGUCUGGGCCUGUGCCUUUAUGGGGCCCUUGCAGUUAAUUCUUUUUUGUUUGUUUUUUUUAUCAUGAUUAUUAUGAUUAUUUUAUUAUUAUUAUCAUUAUUAUUAUUAUUAUUAUUAUUAUUAUUAUUAUUAUUAUUAUUAUGAAAUCAAUAGUUCUAAAACAAAAACAAAGAAAAUACCAGGCAAUGAAAAAGAGGGAAUAUUUUUUUCUUACUCAGUCCGCCGAAUUGCAGAAGGACAUGUUAGACAUGCAACAGAAAGUGAAGCGCUACAAGGAACACAUUUAUGAACUUGAGAGCGAACUACAGCAGCGAGCAGAGCUCUUAACAUCACACGAACAGAAGGUAACAGGUGUCUGCCAUUGAUGCGCUAUCAUUGAGCGAGAUCAUCGAAGCGUUUGCUCUGUUUUACUUGCUUCUCUAACUAGUUCGUUGUGAUUUGUUUGUUUGCUUGUUUUUUGUUGUUUUUGUUGUUUUUGUUUUACGUGUGGUGAACCUGAACAGCUUGACAUUUUUUCUGCCAGUCUAUUGCGUACCUAAUUGCUUUCUUUCCCGUCUUUUAUUCUUUUUUUUUUUCCUCAUCCAUUUAUCCUCCCUUCUUCCAUACAUGGUUUAGAAUAGUUUAUGCCAGCCAUCUUGAUCUUGAAUCGGAAUAAACUUUAGCAACAUAUUUUGACUCCAGAAGUGCACAGGAAUAUUUAUGGAAUGAUCUUUCUUGUUUACAACAGACUGAAGAACUUCAAAAGCAACUCAGCGAAGUGAUGAAACAGCUUGGAAACGUAUCCCAAGACGUGAAUAAGAAACUGCUGAGCGAAGAACAGGCGCUAGAUCAACAGCAUGAGAGGACGACAGAUGAUGAUAUGCUCGCCUCUAAACUGAGAGCAGAACAAGAGCAAGUUCAAGGAGUUGCAGAUGAAUGCAAUGCGUUGAGGGUAUCUCUGGAAAAUGUCCAAAAUCGAAAUGAGAUUUUAAAGUCUGAGGCAGAAGAGACGAAGCACGAAGUGGAGAGACAACGACAGGAAAUAGAGAGCUUAGAGUUGCAGCUAGUAGAGUCUAAACAAGCUUAUGACUUGUGCAAGGAACAGCUGGAAGAGCAAAGAGAAAAGUGCGAAAAACUUGUAAAGGACCUGAACGAGAUGAGGACCUCUGAAAGUCUAUCAAAAGAGCCAUCAGGGAGCUUAGCCUCUGAGUUGGAACUGCAAAAGGCAAAGGAUGAAAGCGAGGAACUUUUUAAGGAGCUGGGAGAGGAGAAGAAAGCUCACGAAACACUCAGGUGAAUGAAACCUGUUUGAAGUGAACCGUGGACUCUACGUCGAUUCCGUAUUUCUCUCUUUUUGGAAAACGAACUUUUAUUUAGCCGACAACCCCUUUAACCCUUCACAUCUUAACAUUAGUAUGUACAUUCUCCAUACUGUUCUCUAUAUAUUUCCUAGGAUGCUGAUAAGGAGAAUUUGUUUGAUAGCGGAGCUCGCAGAGCGUAGCCCCAUAAUUAAACAAAAUAGUAGUAACCCAUCGAGCCGAAAAAAUUUGGAUAUAUGACCGUACGACCGUACAAGGUGCUAAUUUUAACAUGCGUGGUCAAGUGUACCGCGGGCACGCCAACGCCACGGCUCUGUCCAGUAGUCCAGUGGUCGAGUCGGAUGACCCGGGUUCUAGUCCUGGCCGGGGCAAGGCGUUGUGGCCUUGAGACGUGCGGGAGAAAAAAAAUGCGAGCUCCGCUUUUAGGCUUGGCUAAAUCUAUCUAUUAAUCAAGAGCUUCUUAAUUGGUUGUCAUUUCCUUUAUUCUCGUGACCUUCAUAUUUGAUUCAGGGGGGAUUCUGUGGGGAGACAUUAGAUGCUAAUCUUUUUUAGAGGUCAAAGGCUCAAGUACGAUUAGGACAUUUGUUUUGUAUUUUGAGAAAUUGUCUUGAAUGUAUAUUUAGGAAACCUGUGUCGCUUUAAAAUCAAUUGACAAUUUAUUUAUUCUGUUAAAAAUUUUGUGGUGCAUUCAUUUAGUUACUUGCUCUUCUUUGUUUAUGUUCUCCCACAAUAUUCACAUCUUUAAUUGAUUGUCUUAGGAAGGAACACGCAUCUCUUCUUGAAGAAUUACAACACUUUAAAGAUUCUCUUUUGAGAGAUACCAACCGUGGAAUGGACCAGCAGAGACUGAUUGACAAGAUGAAGGCAGAAAGGCGGGAGACCAUCUGUGUACAGGCACAGCAACGGCACGAACUUGAAAAUGAUUUGUCCGAAGCCGAGAAAAAGGUAAGCCACAGUUCUGCUCAAACGUAAGUUGACCGUUUCUCUAAACGCGCUCCUCGAAACUUGAUUCGCGGAAACUUCGAGGAUCAAAUAACUUAUCAAUGAAGCCCCCAAAAAAAAAAAAAAAAAAAAGGAAAAGAAAAAGAAAAAUGACUUGUCUAUAAGGUACUUGUUGUAAUUAGACAGAUAGACCGACAGACAAACUGGCAGUCAGACAGAUAAUAAAGGUUAAAAACUGAGUUGAAAACGUAAACUGGCCACUGUAAAGAGUUUUAAUUGUUCUGACGAAGGGCUAACGCUCGAAACGUCAUCAAGCCUUUAAAGUCUUUGCGGUGGCCAAUUUACGUUUUAAAUUCAGUUGUUAACGCUAAAUUACCUGUUACACCCUCCCAUCGACGCAGCGCCACAGUUUCUUUAGAAACUUACCCCCUUUAUUCAUUUUUCAGACAGACAGAUAGAUCGAAAGAUAGACAGGCACACAGAGAGACAGACAGACAGACAUGGGUGAUACCCUAUUUCCUAUAUUUUCCAUCGAUAUUUUGCGCGUAAAUGGCUUUUGGCCAGAAUUAAUCUAGCUGCGCAUACCUGAGACACAAUAACGAUUGGUUUAUGCAUAAGUUCACGUGCGAAAUAAAUUUAAUCUGAAUCGUCACGUUCCUCGUAUGGUAUGGUAUGGCUCAUAUUUCUUGCGUCUACAUGUAGGUUUCUGAGUUGGAAGCACAGUGCAACUUCUUGAAAAGUGAAAGAGACGUUCUGGAGCACAGGAUCGAAGCGGCCAAUAAGAAAGUUGAGGAAACCAAGCAAGAGAUGCGUGACAUGGAAAACCUAUACAGCUCACAAAACGUACUGUCCGUCACGCAACGUGACGAUGACAGCAAGGUGUUACACAAGUUAAAGCAGAUGGAAUUGAACGUUGAACUUACAAAACAGAAGUGCGAAAAAGCGGAAGGACGGGUGAAGGAGUUGGAAAGCGAGAACCGACAGCUGAAAGGAGCGGACAUACGCAACGGAGCAUUGGUGGAGGAGCGCGACAGUUUAAAGCAGCAGGUCCAACAGAGCAAACAGGUUUUGAACGAGAAAAACAAGAAGGUGAAUGAACUCUCCAUUGAGGUGACUCAGCUGAAAGUGCACGUGGAUAAACUGACGGAUGAAAAUAAGAAAAGUCGGAGCCAAAUGGAAAAGAAAGAUAACAAGAUCGAUCAGAUGGAGCAGAAACUAUGGGAGAUCGAAGAAGACCUUAAGAUUGAAAGGCAACGUAACUUCGAACAAAAAGCACAGGUGACUUUUAACAGAAAUAUAUCUGGCUCUAUUUGUUUGUUUGUUUGUUUGUUUUGUUUUGUUUUUUUUUGGAGGGGGGUCAGCAAUCAAUCUCUUCAUUAUCAGUCAGCCUUACAAUGUGCAUUUGGGCAGUAGUUGUCGUUGUCUGCUUAGAUUGUCUUUCGUCAAUGAAUGCCUACUCACAGGCUAGAGCCCUCCUAAACUGAAUACAUUUUCCCUUAUGUCAAACACUUGGAGUCUUUCGCGUAAGAGAGCGAUAACCUUUUCAUAAUCGAACAAGGGGGAAGGAAACGGUGGGGCUUUUUUGGGUAAUAUCUAUCAUGGCCUUUUAAACAUUCGUACCAUGGCGACUCCGUUUUCUAUUCCUUUUUCAAGUUGAAAGGUUAACUUUUCUCUGUACGAGUUUGAUUCUUGUGUGGUUUAUCAUCGAUCGAUUCAUCGUUGGACUAAUUGAUUGAUUUAAUUGAAGGAUUCUGCUGUUGAGGAACUGAACUCUACCAUUCGAGUGAAACACGAAGAACUAGAACAUAUGACGUUCUUGGUAGACGAGAAAGAAGUUGAAAUUGCCGAGGUAAGAUGCGCUCUUCAACAGAACGAACUGAAGCAGUCUGAAAUGGCCGUAGAAUUCCAAAAAAACCAAGAAAAAAUAAAUGAGCUUGAAAGUGAAUUGGAAUAUGCGAAUGAAAGUCUUCUUGAGGAAAAGAAGGGCCGCACUGAGGCAGAAGCCAAAAUUGCUAAACUUAGAGAAAUGAUAAAACAGCUAGAAGAAGAACUGAUCUCAGUAAAUAAGAAAAUGGAGACCCAGAAUGGCAAAAGUGACUCUCAAAAACAGGAGCUUACAUCGAAAACUGAAGAGUUCGAAAAAGAAUUGGAGGAUAUGCAGCACAAGCUUCUAGAGGUGGAGAGUGAACUAGAGUUUACCAAAUCAAGCCUGGAGAACGUAGAGGCUGAAAAGAAAGAUCUGAAUACCAGGGUUGAAAAGGCUUUGAAGGAGAAAGAAUUGUUGGAAGAAAAACUUCAAGAGUUGACGACCUCAUCUGAGAGUCAAAAGAACGCUCUAGAUCAAGAGGUCGACGAGAUUCGAGAAUCACUUUUGAAGGAGAAAAAGAUUGUGUCUGAGCUCGAAGACAAGCUUCUUAUUGCAGAGAGAAGUAGAGAGGCAGCCGAAUCGGAACUUCGUCGGGUUCUUGCUGAUGAGUGUGCGAGCGUUUCCAAGGAGGAGAUGGAAGGAAGACUUUCUGCUAUUAUGAAUUCAGAAAAUGAAUUGCGCCAAGAAUUGAAGAAGGAGAAGGAAAAGAGUGCGACAUUAAUGGAACAAGUUGCAGAGUUAACAAGUGAGAGCGAGAAAUGGGAGAGUCUUGCACAAUCCAAAACUAUUCUUCUUGAGGAAGAAACGAAAAAGUGGAUGGAAGAAAUUGCCUCCAUGACUGAGCUUCGCCAAGAACUGGAAAAGGAGAAAGCUACGAACCAACUGUUAGAAGGUCAAGUGGAAAAAACUUUCUUCGAAGCUGAAUCAAAAGCAAAGGCCCUUGAAGAAGAGAAGAAUAAACAAGAGGAAGAAAUGGCCCAAAUCGUCGAAGAACUCAAAGACGAGAAAGAGAAGCUCCUGGAACAAUUGCGUGAGAUCAGCGCCUUGAAGGUGAAAGAGAGUGAAGACUGCUACGCAGAAAAGAACGACAGAAUCAAAGAAUUGGAGGAGAAACUUGCCACUGCCUCCCAAAACAUCACGGACUGUGAACAAAGCAUCCAACAUUACCAGCUAAAGCUGGCCAAGGCCGAGUAUGAACUGGAAACUACUGUGGCCAGACUUACCCACCUCGAAAAACAGGCAAUUACACUUUUUGUAUCUAUUUCUCUCGGAGCUUUUAGGUGCAGUUCAACCUAUUAAUAUAAAAGAUAUUGCAAUCUUACAAGGGACUCUAAAACCAAAGCAAAACGGGUUUCUCUAUUUUAAACAAAUGAUCUCGUUUUUUUGUUAUGCGUAGAAUACUACGAAUGCCAUGGACUCCACUGAAGUUGAAAACUUGAGAAAGGAGUGCGAGGCCGCUAAGAAAAAAGCCCAGGACAAUCUUCAGAAAUACUUUAAGGAGUCAGAUCGCCUGAAGGCCAUCAUAGACGAAAUGCAGGGUAGGUUCUUUUUCAGUUAUUGCCAAGUUUUGUCAUUUCUAGUUGUUGUUCAACCGUGAUGAUUCUCAUUAGAUGAUCGUGCGUGGUCGGCCAAAACAGGCUCCCUUGCGCAUACCGAUGUUUCAUUGCUUUCUUGUUGUCAGUGAUGUCUCGUACCAAAGUAGUGCUUUGUCAAUAACGGUGUAGUAAAGGCAGCCUGUGAAGCAGGCGCUCGCGGAGAAGGCGAGAAACACGCGCGCGAGAGAGCAAUAUACGCGGGAGAGAGAAUGCCUUUUCGCUCGGACGUGCAACUCAAGGGAUCUUUGGAGUGAUUUCUAUGUCCUCGCAUUAGAGGUUGACGCAUUACAUCAAAUGUCGCCUUGAAAAGGAACCAUUUCUAGAGUUCUUUCUAUGCCCUUGCAAUCAUGGUUGACUCAUUGUAAAUUUCGCUUUGAAAAGAAACUAUUUCUAUCUUUGGUCUCUGCAGAUGAAGAAGAGGAGCAUCUUCGACAAAUUGAAGAACUUGAAGAAGGUAGAGCCAAAAAAGAUGCAGAACUAACCCAACUUCGUUCAGACCUCGCCCAAAUAAGAAACUGGACAAAACAAGUUGACAAGGGAAGAACAAGUUGAUCCGUUAGAGAUGGGGAAAAGCUGUCAAUUUCAAGAGUCUGGAAAAGGGACGAGUUCCCCUUCCGUUCAGGGAGAUGCAAUUCAUGAGGAAAAAAGUACAAAAAUUGUCUAAGUUGUGGGAAAGAAAUGAUUUUUUUUGUUUCUAAAGGCUAGAAACUUCGAUCCAAGAACCUCUUUACACAUUUUUUAAAACCUUGCGGAUUGGGGGAAGGGGGCUGUUGUUGUCUGUGGCUAAGUUUUUAAAUGUCUCAAUAUACAUAUUUUUGUAUCUUUUGUGCUUAACGAUGCGGUAGGAAUUCCAAGAUAAUGUCAGGAAUUGCCACCCCUUUAUAUCCAGAACUUUCUGUAUUUAUCGAGUACUCUUUUUCCCUUUCUUUAGAAUUCUACGCACGCUGGAGAUCAAAGUGAAAUGGAAGCGCUCAGAAAAGAGUGUGACGCUGUUAAGAAAAAAGCUAAGGAUACGAUCGACAAGUAUUUGACAGAGUGCAACAGACUUAAGGCUAUAGUGGAUGAACAACAAGGUACAGUUAUUUUGUUAGAGAACAUAUUCAAAGAGUGUCCUAAAACAGGCCCAUAAGUUAUUACUACGGCCAAUCAGAACAAAGGUGAAUGUCAGGAGCUAUUGAGAGUUCAGCGUAUAAAAAUAGGUAAACUGUCUGAAGAGCGGGAAAACGUGAGAGACCAGGCUGCAAUCGCUUCUGGGAUUACAUCUGAUCGGUCGAGACGGUGGUACAAGUUUAACUGAACCAAUCACAAAGCGAAGAAAAAACAUGAACAACAUUACAAUCCGGGAUUACCUCUGAAACUCAAGUGAAAAUUGUUAAGACUUAUCACCAAGCAAAGGUAAAAUUACAAAACCUUUAGGCUUUCUCUCUUUCACGACUGAGCCAUCCUUCAUUUCCAUUCUUGCUUUCACAUUACUGACCUCAACAUAAUGACCAGCUCCCAGUUGGCUUGUUAGCUCAGUUGGUAGAGCACUGCACCGGUAUCGCAGAGGUUAUGGGUUCAUAUCCCGUACAGACCUGAAUUUUUUUCAAGCCUUAUUUUUACUUCUGCUUAUUUAGUGUUCAUUACUGCGAAGACCGCUUUCAUAUUCUUUUCUUUAUCCGCAGUUCACAUAUAUGUUCUUCGUAUAUUCACAAUCAUUUAUUCAUCACUUCACGGGUUUAUAUAGAACCAACAUAAUGGCUUGUUAGCUCAGAUGGUAGAGCACAGCACUGAUAUUGCAGAGGUGGUGGGUUCAAAUCCCCUAGAGGCCUGAAUUUUUCUUCAGGCCUCAUGUUUACUGCUGCGUAUGUAGCGUUCAUCACUGCGAUGGUUGCUUUCUCAUUCACGUCUUUAUCCGCAGUUCACAUAUACGAUUUUCAUAUAUUCACAGCCAUUUAAAACCUAGGUAGUGGGAUAUAAGUUGUUGUUAUGUGAUGUUUUCUCUAGCUGCGUUGUGGUAAGUCUGGCAAUCUCUUAAAAGGUGCUUUUUCAGAAGAGUCGACCCUACGCAAGCGCAAUGACGAGCUACGCAAGGUUCCCCAUUGUUUGACAUUAUCCCAACAAAGCAAACCAAUUAUUUAUGUUGUAGCGCGCGUGCGUUUGUCGGCGUGCCCUUAGACCUACGUCAGAAUGACAAACCAGCCCAUGACGCUUUAAUUGAGAUACGAACUGGCCAAUAUUUCUUUCCAUGUUCAAUUUGCAGCAAUUAUCCACAAAGCGCAAGAUGUAAAGAAAAUUCAAGAAGACAUGGAAGCUUUGCGAAUCGAGUUAGCACAAAAGAACAUGCAGAUUCAGUCACUACAAUAUGACUUGUACAAAUUGAAAGAAAAAUACGACAAUGAAACGAAGUCACUGAAGAAUGAGGUGGAAUGGGGCCUAGAAAAAGUCGGAUCGCUGAAACUGGAGAUAAAGAGAUUGAGGGAACCUGAGACAGAUGAUACUAUUAGUAUAAUGCGGUAAGCUCUUCUUAAAAUAAAGCAUAACUUAGUCACCAGCUUUCCAAGGUAUGCUCGCUUUGGUUGCCAUACUGAGCAGAAAAAAAAUGUGGGUCAGUGUGUGAUCUGAACUGGGUUGGCGGCUGACUUGGAUAAUGCUUGCGUAGCAAGCAUGGCGUUUUGCAAAGCAACAUGUUCUCUCAGUUGUUAGGAAAAAAAAUUUAAAAAUCUCCGAGAAGUAAUUUCCAGCAUUCUGGGACAUAUUUGAGAAAAUCUCUUAGACAGAUAUUCAUGUUAGAAUCAGUUCAAAAGUUUUUUUUUUUUUUGUCUUUGAUCGCAAUUUACGAAGUAGCCGUUGCCAAACGGUCUAACAGCCAGCGCGUUUCCGCCGCCUACCGACUUCUAUUGACAACUUUAGAAAUUUUCAAUCGUCGGCCAUUUUGAAAAAUUAGUUAGUAUUACAGAGACCUUAGAUCAAUCAGGGCGCACUCAUCUCUAAAUUCACUUGAGCAAUUAUACUUGUAAAGCAGUAAGCAACGCCAUCAUUUGCCUGUGUCAUCCUCACGGUCUGCUAUUCUUAAAAAGUCCAACUCACGCUGGAAAGCACGUAUGAACUGUGAAGUCUUUGUGUCUCCGUGGAGAGCGUUUUAGCGCGGAAUCCGAAGGUCUGUGGAUCGAUUCUUCAUCGAGGCUCAGAACCGUUCCUUCGUCCUGCGCUUGUGACAUCUUCAUUAAUUAAUAAAGAGUUGUUUACAUCAAUUUUGUUUUAUUCUUUUUUUUUUCUCAAUUUCAGGGGUCAACCUGUCGCGUCCAACGAUAAGGAGAACAAUGAAGUAGGAGUCGUGUCUAAUGUGGCUAUUUAUUCUCUCAAGGCUAAGCUUGGAAAACUCGAAACUGAAACGCAAACUUUGAAAGAAAAUGUGAAAAAACUUGAAAAGGAGAAAUCGACUUUAACUUUACUCAAUACAGAAGCAAGGUAUUUUGUUUGUUAGUUGACAUUUCAUUUGCUUCUUUCCAUGCAUGGAACUGUUUUCGUCUUUAUUGUAGCAAGGUCACCCAUCGCAAUCUCGAAGUCCACGAGGCAAAUAAACAGCAAUUAAUUCUUCAGAGAGAUUUUUUGCUAGGUGUUGGUUAUUACACAUGCUUGAAAAAGGAAAAUCAGAGGAAAUUUUUUAAACUUGUCAUUCCCUUAAUUUUGCUUCAAAGAGGAAUGUUGCACAAAAAAAGGAUGUUUUAAAAAGUGGCGUUCAUUUUUAAGACAACUAAAAUUAAUUUACACUUUCUUGCAGCAAUAAGGUAGCCCAGCUUUGCUCUGAAAACAACGCACUUAAAACAGCCAGGAAGAAAUUAAUGGAAGAGUUUCAAAAGCUGAAAAGAGUACAAGAGAGUUCAAAAGCAAAGGACGAUUCCGUUGGGCGACUUCCAGAGGGUAAGAGCGCAUGCAUUCUAUAUACCUACUGAAAACUCAUAAAGCUCGCCUUAUUCUGUUUUCUUGCUACCACAAUUUUGGAGCAAAGUGGGGUUAUUAAAAGCGAAAUAACCGAGAAACGAAUAGAAUAGAAAAUGGAAGGAAGAGAUUGUGGCAUUUUCCGCUAAUAUAUCAACUUUGAAAUUAUAAAUGCAAUGUAAAGGUGUGUUCGGCACUUCUGGCAUUCUUCUUACCAACGGCUAAAAAAGUCGAACGCUGUCUCGGAGGAUUAAAACGAUCCUGUUCCUGAAUUAUGACUGGCUGUUGCGGUAAUCAUUGGCAGUGGUAGGGAAGGAAAUCGCAAAUUAGCGAUUUUUCCUCAUUCAAAAGCGCAGUGGUGAAAAUGAACCGCUUUUUUCGCCAGGUUUCCACUGUAAUCAAACAAAAAAUUGCAAGGGAACCGAAUAACGGGGACACGAGUAAUCCAAGUCAACCUUUCUUUCUGUUUUAUCUCCUUUCGUAGUCUCUACAGAAGCGCUUGAAAGACAAUCUAGGAAUUCAUCUGUUCUGAGUGAAUUAUCUACUUGCAGCGAAGCCCCGCCUACUGUUGAGCGCAAGCGGCUGAAACCAGAACCAAAGGAAAAUUUCCAAAAUUGGCUUUCAGGAGAUGCAGCUAAUAAUAUGUUUAAAGACGAGCCAAAUCAGUGUGCUAAUCAGUGAUGUUAUCAUGUGCAGCUCGGCGCUGGCCUGUUGAUUCAUAGAGCCAAUUUCACACUAGAGAAAUAACGACAAAGACCUGAAGGCAUAGCAGGGUUAAAACUGUAUGUCGAUGUUUUUAUGGUGUGAACAUACAGACAUAUUAAAAUAAGCGUAGUUCCCAUUUGCUUCAUAGAGAUAUCGCCGUUAUGUCGUCGUCAUCCCUACGAGUUUGCACGACAAUUUUAACCUCCCCAGUCGCUAGGCUUACUUUCUGUAAAUCAUUAUCACCAGUGCGAACCAGACAUAAGAUACUAAGUCACGAAAAAGGAUUAAGUCUUUGUUUUUAUCGACUGCUUUAAAAAAAUCAGAUGGGUGGAUUGGAUUCAAGUACGACUAGUUUUGGUUUUGCCAUGCGUUGAAUAAUGACAAUGAUGAUGUUGACGAUAACUGUGUGGCAGAGUCUUGAGAUUAAAUAACUUGUUCAUAAGAAGUGCCUCAAAUUGUCUUUGAUAACAUAAC
Pocillopora meandrina is the source of this 25858-nucleotide messenger RNA. Lineage: Eukaryota; Metazoa; Cnidaria; Anthozoa; Scleractinia; Pocilloporidae. The record is from the annotation of a GenBank genome assembly.